This is a messenger RNA of Macrosiphum euphorbiae (potato aphid), 273 nucleotides long. NCBI's taxonomy places the organism in Eukaryota, Metazoa, Arthropoda, Insecta, Hemiptera, Aphididae. The record is from the annotation of a GenBank genome assembly.
AUGUCUAUCGGGUUGCUCAACUACAAGAAGAUCAGAAAAGACUGUUUACAACAACGGCACAUCGCACAUGUAUCUCAGCUCAAAUCUUGGAGGUUGGAGGAUGAACCAGACGAAGCGAGUGAUACCAGCGAGGAAGAAGGACGAGGGCCAAGUGGUGCGACCAGUUGUGAAGAUGAUGCUGAUCCACCACCAGAACACAAGAAGAAUAGCAAAGAGGUUAGGAGGUCAGACAGGGUCAGGAAGAAGCCUUCAAAGCUAGACGAUUAUGUUUAA